Manacus vitellinus (golden-collared manakin) is the source of this 3140-nucleotide messenger RNA. RefSeq names its product ankyrin repeat and SOCS box containing 4 (gene ASB4). Gene Ontology annotation, cellular component: nucleus. Bases 74 to 1381 code for a protein of 435 amino acids. Gene Ontology annotation, molecular function: transcription cis-regulatory region binding; protein binding. The transcript is spliced from 5 exons. Gene Ontology annotation, biological process: intracellular signal transduction; positive regulation of transcription by RNA polymerase II. The record is from RefSeq and is a predicted model, not a curated record. NCBI's taxonomy places the organism in Eukaryota, Metazoa, Chordata, Aves, Passeriformes, Pipridae.
AACUUCAGCAUGCAACUGUGCUAUAGGGACUUCAGAGUAACCCUCUUCACAGCACAAACAGAUACAUUUGGAAAUGGAUUUAAAGGAGACAUACAGAGAGGGAGAGAAUACAGAGGGGAAAAUUACUCGAGCUGCAGCUGCUAAGUUGGUGAAAAAAGCUUUUCUUGAAGCCCUGAAGUCCAAUGACUUUGAAACCCUGGAGGAGCUCUUGAGCCAAAAGAAAAUAGAUGUGGACACAGUAUUUGAAGUGGAAGAUGAAAACCUGAUUCUGGCAUCCUACAAACAAGGGUACUGGCUGCCUAGCUACAAAUUAAAAAUAUCCUGGGCAACUGGACUUCAUCUGGCUGUCAUGUAUGGACAUCUGGAGAGUCUUUCAGUCCUCCUCAAUCACAAAGCUACAGUCAACUGCCGGCCCAAUGGAAAAGCUGCGAUCCACAUAGCCUGUGAAAUGGCAAAUGUCGAGUGUCUCAAGAUCCUUUGCAACCACGGAGCUAAGCUGAACUGCUUUUCAAUGAGUGGGCAGGCGCCCUUGCACUUCUGUACAACACAAGCCUCCAUGCCUUGUGCCCAGCAGCUGAUUUGGAGAGGAGCAAAUGUGAACAUAAGAACAAACAACAAAGAUGAGGAGACUCCUCUGCACGUCGUUGCACGUUUGGGUGUCCCAGAGCUCGUGGCCUUUUACGUGGAACAAGGAGCACACAUUGAUGCUCUCAAUGCCUAUAUGGAGACUCCCCUGGCCUGUGCAGCCUAUUGGGCCCUUCACUAUAAGGAUCAGAUAUACAGCCAGGAUCACCACCUCAUCUGCCGGAUGCUCUUAGACUAUAAAGCUGAAGUGAAUGCUCGUGAUGAGGAUUUCAAAUCACCGCUCCACAAAGCUGCCUGGAACUGUGAUCAUGUCCUUCUGCAUAUGCUGCUGGAGGCAGGAGCAGAAGCAAAUAUCAUGGAUGUCAAUGGCUGUGCACCCCUACAGUAUAUCAUAAAAGUGACAUCUGUGCGGCCAGCUGCUCAGCCAGACAUCUGCUACCAGCUGCUACUGAAUCAUGGAGCAGCUAGGAUAUAUCCUCUGCAAUUCCAUAAGGUGCUACAAGCCUGUCAUUCCCAUCCUAGAGCUGUGGAGGUCGUUGUCAAUUCCUAUGAACAUAUCAAAUGGACAUCCAAGUGGAAAGCAGCCAUACCUGAGGAUGUCUUUGAGCGGCACCAGGAUUUCUAUGACUCUCUGUUCACCGUGUGCAGCAAUUCCCCACGGUCACUCAUGCAUUUGUGCAGAUGUGCGAUUCGGGCAAUACUGUCAGAAAGGUGCCAUCGGGGAGUGCCCUUGCUCUCCAUCCCUCUGCCCAUAAAGAAGUACUUGCUGCUGGAACCAGAAGGAAUCAUCUACUGAGCUGCCAUAGAGCGGACAUUGGUUUCUCCCUUCCCGGAUCCAUACACCUGUGCAGGGUCCUGGAGCUCCAGACACAAUCCUGACACAGCCCUCUGCAUGUGUCCAUUUGCAAGCCAGCCUGAAGCCGGGCUGGGAUUUACCAGCUCUCCUUGGAGCUGCUUUCUUUCCCUUCGCCAAGAAAUCACAGCUGCAGCUGCAGUUUGCACUGCAGAGGCAGAGCAGGAAAGGGGCCCUGCUGCAAACACACAUGGGCACAUACUGCCAUGCUUUGUUUAGCCUAGCUUAAACCAUGCUGCUGCUUCCUUCAGUAUUUAUUCCACUGCCUGCUAGAUAGCGUUAGAUUCAAUCUGUACAACUUUUGAUACUGUUUCACUAUAAUCUUCUUCAGCUGUCCUUUUGGGAGUAAAAGAAAGGAUACUGUCAAAAAACAGGACAUUUAUUAGAGUCACAGAAAUGUUUUCCCAGAAAGAAAUGGGCAAAGUGCUUUAAAUUGUGACCACAGACAGGCUUUCAGUAGUUUCUGUAUAUUCCUGUUGAUCAAGUCUCAAUUCAGUGUUAAUUCACUGUUCACUACACCUGUCUGUUUCUUAUAAAGCUUUGUCAUAAUUGUAUCCUUUUUAAUUGUAAGAAAUUUUUCCUUUAUCAAUCACAGUAUGUAAACAGGAUUGAAUUGUUCAGCCCAGGAAUUUUUGUACUUUGAUAUUCAAGCCCAGGUAGCUUUUAGCACGUGGUGUCUCUGUUUAUACUCUCAUUGUGACCAAUGAUAAAUUCAUAUCCCAGUGUCAAGAAAGUCAGGUAGAAAAGAUUUGCCCCUGCAACCUGCGCAGCUCUACUUUAUGCCCAUCACUAUAUCUCUCAGGAUGGUGUUGGAUGUGAUCUGGGAAGAAUAUGAAUCGUUCUCUUCAUUGACUAUAAAAUGAACCAAACCUGCUAGCAUGCUCUGCACCUCAGUUUUGGCAGCUAAGUGCAGGUGAGAGGAAUCCCACCUUAACCAAAAGGUGUUUUGAAGAUGAAGAUAUGUUUGCUGGGCUGUUACAGACCUGCCAAUCCCCCUGAUCUGAAGACCCUGUGCUUUUGGACCUGACAGCACUGAUUUCCUUUACUUCUGGCUGAGCUGCUUUCUCCAGUCCAAAAGGAUAAAAUGCAGGGCAGUGACAGUUCACACAGCAAGUAUCCCACAGCAAGGGCAAGUGUGUGAUCUGACCUACAGCUAAACUCCAUUUUUCUUCCCUUUUUUAGUCAGAUGCAAUCCAUCUGGGCUGUUUCCCUUUUUUUAGACCCUGGCAAUUCUGGGCUCUGUGAAGAGGGAGGGGAGCUGUGCCCACCAUUGGGAGCCAGUAACUCCUGACUUCUCAUUGCACCUCUGACUGUGAAGCUGUCAGUCCUCAUUGCUAUCACUAUGUCUUUACAAGAGAGGCCCAGCCAAACAGGAGCAGCCAAGCUGUUCAAGUGUCUCUAUGUCUCACAAAAUGGCAAUAAGCAUUUGAAGAAAUGUGCAGAUUUAGUGUUACAAAUUGCUUCUCUUUCCUUUCAUCUCAGUUUUCAUUAAUUAAAGCUUGUAUGCUCUGUUAGGAGAACAUCCAAUUCAUGGGUCUGCCUAUGUUUAGCUAGACAGCAAUGAAGAUUGCUAUUUAGCAGUUUCCAAUUCCAAUAAGGAAUUUCAAAGCCAACACAGACGAUGAGUAAAUGCUUUCUUAUGUGGAUAAAACUGUAAUAUAGGUCCCUGUAUGUCAAUAAACUGAUGAGAGAUUUCCUUACA